Molecule: messenger RNA, 4201 nt
Organism: Fundulus heteroclitus (mummichog)
Lineage: Eukaryota; Metazoa; Chordata; Actinopteri; Cyprinodontiformes; Fundulidae
Gene: slc40a1
Product: solute carrier family 40 member 1
Exons: 8
Coding region: 296-1993 (565 amino acids)
Biological process (GO): iron ion transmembrane transport
Cellular component (GO): basolateral plasma membrane
Molecular function (GO): iron ion transmembrane transporter activity; peptide hormone binding
Source: RefSeq, a predicted model, not a curated record
CGCCGCGACGUAAACAGAGCAGCAGAGACGAGCGGAGCAACGGUCGGAGCAGCGGUUCUGUCCCCGGUCUGUUGUGGGUCCAACCCGUCCGGUACCACAUAAGAUCAUUUCUUUCCAACUUCAGCUACAGUGUUAGCUAAGUUCGGAAGGGAGAAACGGGGAGAAACGUCGCGUUUUCUUUAGUUGUUUUUAUUUUUCCUCUCUCGCUGCCGACGGUUGAAUGCAGAGAUAGCCGAGGGUCGACCUCCUUUAUCAGCACAAAAGAAGGAAAAAUAAGCCCUAAAGACGCUUUAAAAUGGAAACUACUGCACCCAAGAAGAAGACAUGCACCGAAUCCAUCCGGGAUUUCUUCACCUCGGCUAAGUUUCUUAUUUACAUGGGCCAUGCCCUGUCAACAUGGGGGGACCGGAUGUGGAACUUUGCGGUGGCGGUGUUCCUGGUGGAGCUCUACGGGAACAGCCUGCUCCUCACGGCCGUGUACGGCCUGGUGGUGGCCGGCUCCGUGCUCCUGCUGGGGGCCAACAUCGGCAACUGGGUGGACAGGAACCCCAGACUGAAAGUGGCCCAGACCUCGCUGCUGGUCCAGAACAGCUGUGUCAUCGUGUGCGGCGUCCUCCUCAUGCUGGUCUUCCACUUCAAGGGACAACUGGUGGAGCUCUACGACGGAUGGAUUCUGACCACCUGCUACAUUCUGGUCAUCUCCAUCGCCAACAUCGCCAACCUGGCCAGCACGGCCACCUCCAUCACCAUCCAGCGGGACUGGGUGGUGGUGGUGGCGGGUCCGGACAGCAGCACGCUGGCAGACAUGAACGCCACGGUGCGGAUCAUCGACCAGCUCACCAACAUCCUGGCUCCCAUGCUGGUGGGCCAGAUCAUGGCCUUCGGCUCCCACUUCAUCGGCUGCGGCUUCAUCUCCGGCUGGAACCUGUGCUCCAUGUGCGUGGAGUACGCCCUGCUGUGGACGGUGUACCAGAAGACGCCGGCUCUGGCUGUGAAGGCCGGACAGAAGGAGCAGCAGGAGCUCAAACAGCUCAGCCCCCAGAGAGAUUGUGAGAACGGCCAGAGCCCUGAAGAGUCGUCUCAGCCGCUGAUGAACGAGGCCUCGCCGCCCAACGCCUCUCCCAAAGCGCCGGGCUGCUGCGAGCAGGUGAGCAGGCCGCUGCAGACCUUCAAGGCCGGCUGGGUGGCCUACUACAACCAGAACAUCUUCCUGGCCGGCAUGUCCCUGGCAUUCCUCUACAUGACCGUCCUGGGCUUCGACUGCAUCACCACGGGCUACGCCUACACCCAGGGCCUCAACGGCUCCGUCCUCAGCCUGCUCAUGGGGGCCUCCGCCAUCGCCGGCAUCUGCGGCACCGUCGCCUUCACCUGGGUCCGCAAGAAGUGCGGCCUGAUUCGGACGGGCUUCAUCUCGGGCACGGCCCAGCUCUGCUGCCUGGUGCUCUGCGUCGUCUCCGUCUUCGCUCCCGGAAGCCCCUUCGACCUGAGCGUCUCGCCCUUCCAGGACCUCUACACCCACCUGAUGGGGGAGCAGGUCCUGCCGGAGGCCGAGCACAGCCUCCUCGACGCGCUGGCCGGGAACGCCACCACGGCGCCGCCGGCCCUGGAGAUGCCGCCCCUUCAGUCCUACAUGUCUGUCAGCCUGCUGUUUGCCGGCGUCAUCGCUGCAAGAGUUGGCCUGUGGUCCUUCGACCUGACCGUGACCCAGCUCAUCCAGGAAAAUGUGAUCGAGUCGGAGCGAGGCAUAAUCAACGGCGUCCAGAACUCCAUGAACUACCUCCUAGACCUGCUGCACUUCAUCAUGGUGAUCCUGGCCCCCAACCCGGAGGCCUUCGGCCUGCUCGUCAUCAUCUCCGUGUCCUUCGUGGCCAUGGGUCACGUGAUGUACUUCCGGUUCGCCUUCAAGAGCCUGGGCAGCCGCCUCUUCCUGUGCUGCUCGCCGGAGCAAAAGGUGGAGACGGACGACAGUCCCUCACUUCCCACCACCGUGUAGAAACCCCAACACAGAGACUCUGUCCGGGUCUCAGCCUGACCCUGCCAUGCAAUUAUAUAUCCAACUAAUGCAAACGCUUGUAGCUGUUAGGAUCCUGAUGCUCUCCACGGUCAUUAACGCAGCAGCAGGGGUAGUAGACGGAUCGUAGUCUCAGAAAACUAACCGGUAGCGUAACUUUAGAUAAGACGGGGCCCUCCAACAGCCUCUGUCUGCGCUUAUUAACACAGUCAGUAGUCUCGUCCAGGAUCCGUCUCCUCCUGGCUUUAAUGGACUCCAUUAAAGAACCGGGGCCUUCCGGUACCUGUGAGGUCUUCUCCCGUUCGCCCGGAUCGAGUCGGGAGAAGACGGUUAGGGAAGCAGGCGACUGGCCCGGUGGUGCUGCGUCUCCUCGCCUGUCGGGGAGGACGCCUCGCAUUUAACCAAACAUCACUGGUCUCGUUAAUGGCGAAAAGGGUCUAACUAUUUAUUCACAUCGUGCAGACGCCGGUUUUUGUACAAACUUUAUCAGCAGUAUUGUGUUUUCUUGCUCGUGCCAAACCAACAAGAACUCUUGCACCGCAAUAUCAGCUCCUAGUUACCAAAGUCUGUGUGCAUCGGGGUGUGAGAGGAAGUGAGGGAAACCCGUUCUCUGUCUGAAGCAGCAGUACAACCCGAGUUCGUGUGAAGAUUCCUUAUUGAGAUUAUAGAGGAAGACAAUCCUCUUCCCAGGUAGUUUAAUGUUUAACUUGUUUAGAAUGAUUUCUGUUGUGAUUGUCGUUACUCAGGCACUUUACGUGAUUGACAUCUGUCAUUCCACCUAGCUAAUCACCGGCCACUCGAUCAGUUUUAGCUUCUCUUCUCUUUGCACAAGGUCGAAGCCCCGCCCUCUAACCGCCCACAGUCACGGGAGGUGGUGGAAAACACAGACAAGGCACAUAUUCUAACACUUAUACAGCACAUGUUGACCUGGAGGAACCGCACCGCUGUGGUUCACCGUGGAAGGUCUCAGUUAUCCGGCCAGAGAGUUUCGUUCCUGUUGCUGGGAGGUUUAAGCUUUAAGUCAAACUUUGUUCGGUGCUGGAAAAUCCUUAAACAGAAUCACUUUUCUUGAUGUUUCGCACACAAGGUGCAGGACUUUGUUGGAAAGGGUCUUCAGCAAGAGAACUCUGGACUUUCUGGAGAUGGUUCUGAUCUUUGGACUUUGGCUGCUUGAUCACUUGUUCUCAGUCUAGUUUCUGUUCUCUAUUACAAUGAGGUCAGUGUCAGCAUGUAUGUGUCCAACUUAUAGUCCUGUGGCAGAGCUAAUUUCCCUCCUCAGUCGGCUUCUUGGGAGAAGAAAUAGUAAAGAAGCAGCCUAAGUCCAAGGAACAACUUUGACAGAGCCUCAGAAAGAACCUUUAGGAGUUCUGAAAACCCAGAGAAGCUGCAGGAAGUCUGGAGAUCUAUUGCUUGAGACCAGUUCAGAAGAGUCUGGCUCUUUGGGGGGAAAAUCUGAAGAAUUUGGGAGUUUUUUAGGUAAAACUCAGACUUGGGCAGAAUAAUCCAGAUCAUCUGUGGUUUUGGGACAAAACGAGUCGAUAUAAGCUACUGACCAGAUCAAGUCAAUUGAAUAUUUGAAUCCCAAAGGUGACUCUUAUCUCUGAAUAGUUUUAUCCACUUUACUUAAUGUUAUAACACUUUAUAGCUCUGCUGUGAGUACUAAAUGUAGCUUUAUCUGCUGCCUUUCACCGUCUGAGCGCCUCACCAGACCCUGCCUCAACAGCUGAUCAACGCACAUGUCCUCAGAACGGCGCCGGACUGAAGGAGUCUCCGGUCCAAGUCACUUUCUAAUGUAACCUCUCAGCGAGUCCCAUCCAAGAAAAUCACAGACGGCCAUUAACUCGUUAGUAGCAUUACAACAUAGACGUGCUUUAAUGUAGACAAAUAUAAAGGGUGUGAACUGUUUGUUGUGUUUGUUUUUUUUAAGUGUUUUUAUAUCUUGUUGUGACGUUUCUGUGGUAAUCUGUGCUUUUAUUGCAUUUCUUUUGAAUACCCCCCACUCUAAUCUGAUGACCUCUUUCUUUACAUAAAUAUGUGUGUAAAUAAACUUACAGUAUUGUAGUUUUCUAGUUAAGAGCGUGAAAUCAUAAAGAAAUCAGGUUUGUUUCUAUGUAAAAAUCACACUCCAGUGGAUGAUGAGGAUGUGGUUCUGCAUGAGGUUUUGAAAUAAAGAACAGCAUUAAAAAUGGA